AUGCCCGUCAUCACCGUCACCUCCAAGCAGCAGUUCGACCAGCUCAUCCGCGACACCGACUCGGUCGCCAUCCAAGCCAGCGCAGCUUGGUGCGGCCCCUGCAAAGCCAUCUCCCCCCUCUUCGAGAAGCACUCCGACGCCCUGGCCGCCGACCACGCCGUCGCCUUCGCCAAGUUCGACAUCGACCAGGUCCCCGAUCUCGCCCAGGAGCUCGGCGUCACCUCCGUCCCCACCUUCUACUUCUUCUCCCAGGCCGAGAGGACGUCGGUCGUGACGGGCGCCAACCCGGGCUCUUUGAAGACGGCCGUCGAUGACCUGACCAAGCGGGCCACGGGGACCGCGUUUUCCACCACGGAGAACUUUUAG
Messenger RNA from Ustilaginoidea virens, 366 nucleotides. RefSeq lists its product as uncharacterized. Gene Ontology annotation, molecular function: protein-disulfide reductase activity. The transcript is spliced from 2 exons. NCBI's taxonomy places the organism in Eukaryota, Fungi, Ascomycota, Sordariomycetes, Hypocreales, Clavicipitaceae. Bases 1 to 366 code for a protein of 121 amino acids. The record is from RefSeq and is a predicted model, not a curated record.